Oenanthe melanoleuca is the source of this 1831-nucleotide messenger RNA. RefSeq names its product serine/threonine-protein kinase pim-1-like. Gene Ontology annotation, molecular function: protein serine/threonine kinase activity; ATP binding. The record is from RefSeq and is a predicted model, not a curated record. Gene Ontology annotation, cellular component: cytoplasm. Gene Ontology annotation, biological process: protein autophosphorylation. NCBI's taxonomy places the organism in Eukaryota, Metazoa, Chordata, Aves, Passeriformes, Muscicapidae.
AUGACUUUCCCGCAUCCUCUUCCCCGGUCCCUUUCACGGACCCUCUCCCCCUCUCCCCUUCUCCCCCUCUUCCCCUGCCGGGCCAUGCCCCGAGCCCGCCCCCGGCCCCGGGCGGUGCUGCCCCUGCCCCAGCCCCGUCCCCGUCCCCGGGCCCGCCCGUCCCGCCGCGGUCUCGCCUCCGCCCGGCUCUCGCUGUCCUGGCUGUGGCGCUGUUGUCUGGGCAUCAGUGCCUGGCGGGGGGGCGGCAUCGCCUCUCUUUGGCUCCGCUUGUCCCGGCCCCGGCCCCGGCCCCGGCCCCAGACUUGGCCCUGGCCCCAGCCCCAGCCUUGGCCCCAGCCCCAGCCCCAGCCCCAGCCUUGGCCCCAGCCCCAGCCUGUCCCGGCCCCAGCCCCAGCUUUAGCCCUAGCCCCAGCCCCAGCCCCAGCCCCAGCCCCGGCCCCAGCCCCAGCUUUAGCCCCAGUCCCAGCCCCGGCCCCGGCCCCAACGACUCCGCCGGGGCCCGGGGCGGGUGGGGAUUCCCGGCCCAGGGCGGUCGGGGGGCGGUCGGGGGCCGUGUCUGGCCCCGGGCCGAGCGCUGCCAGCCGCGUGUCGCCCGCAGGGAAGUCGCAGGAGGCGUUGCAGGAGCGGUACCGGAUGGGUUCGCUGCUGGGCAGAGGCGGCUUCGGCAGCGUCUUCUCGGGCACCCGGCUCCCCGCUGCUGCCCCUUGCUCGCAGGUGGCCAUCAAGCGCGUGCCGCGGGGUCGCAUCCGGCGCUGGGGCGAGCUGCCCAACGGCGCCCGUGCGCCCCUGGAGAUCGUGCUGCUGGACAAGGUGUCCACUGGCUUCCCUGGAGUCAUUCAGCUGCUGGAGUGGUUCGAGCUUCCCAGCUGCUUCUUGUUGGUGCUGGAGCGUCCGGAGCGAUGUCAGGACCUCUCUGAUUUCAUCGCGGCUCGGAGGUUCCUGCCGGAGGAGGAGGCGCGGGGGCUGUUCCGCCAGGUGCUGGAGGCCGUGCGGCACUGCAGCAGCUGCGGGGUCCUGCACAGGGACAUCAAACCGGCCAACAUAAUCAUGGACCUGGACAGCGGGCAGCUCAAACUGAUUGACUUUGGCUGUGGCACCUUUCUCCAGGACACAGUCUACACCCAGUUUGCAGGAACACUGUCCUACAGCCCCCCAGAAUGGACCCACCUCAAAUGCUACCACGGCGAGGCAGCAAUGAUCUGGUCCCUGGGUAUCCUGUUGUACCAGAUGGUCUGCGGGAAGCACCCGUUCCAGAAGGGCCGGGACAUCAUCUGGGGCCAGCUCAAGUUCCCACAACAGCUCUCUCAAGAGUGCCAAGAUAUUAUCAGUUGGUGUUUAUCCAUGCGCUCCUUGGACAGGCCAUCUGUGGAAGAUCUGUUCUAUGACCCUUGGCUGCAGGGUGUUCAUCUGCCCUAGAAAAUGGGAGACAUUCACAGGCACCAUUUGAUCCAGGAGCCUGGAUCAAACAGCUCCACACAUCUCUUGGUGAUAAGAAGCAAAGAAACCCAGACUUCUUCGUCCUGCCUGUACCACGGAGCAGGGGUCAUCAGAUGGGAACAUCUGUUCUGGAGCUGAGCUGGUCUUGCAAGCACUGGCGACCACCAUCCAACCUGGUUUUACUUGUCCUGCUUCAGUGAUGGCUGAGUCCCUGGGCAGAGCACUGACAGCCUGGUCUGGCCCCCAGGGAAGGAGAAGCAGCCCCUGGAGAAGGUGUCCCAGGUGGGGCUGCUACAAGGACAACCUCAAGGAUGACAACCUCUUCCUCGACCUGGCCACUGGCAGCUGGAGAUGAUCGACUUUGAUUCUGGCACUUUCUUUACAGACAUGCUCC